Messenger RNA from Vidua chalybeata, 1110 nucleotides. It is a transcript of the gene NAA40, whose product is annotated as N-alpha-acetyltransferase 40, NatD catalytic subunit. Gene Ontology annotation, molecular function: histone H4 acetyltransferase activity; protein N-terminal-serine acetyltransferase activity; histone H2A acetyltransferase activity. Bases 105 to 914 code for a protein of 269 amino acids. Gene Ontology annotation, cellular component: nucleus. The record is from RefSeq and is a predicted model, not a curated record. Lineage: Eukaryota; Metazoa; Chordata; Aves; Passeriformes; Viduidae. The transcript is spliced from 9 exons. Gene Ontology annotation, biological process: mitochondrial electron transport, cytochrome c to oxygen.
CUCCGCCCCCCCUCCCCCCCCCUUAUAAAUAGCGCGCCCCCCGCGCGCGCCCCCUCAGAACCUCCGCGCCCCCCGCGCCGUGAGGAGCCGCCGCCGCCGCCAUUAUGGGGAGGAAGUCGAGCAAAGCCAAGGAGAAGAAGCAGCGGCGGCUGGAGGAGCGCGCGGCCAUGGCCGCCGUCUGCGCCAAGGUCGAGGCCGCCAACAAACUCCAAGAUCCCCUCGAGGCCUUCCCGGUGUUCAAAAAGUACGACAGGAACGGCCUGAACGUGUCCAUCGAGUGCCGCCGCGUGUCCGGCCUGGAGCCCUCCACCCUGGACUGGGCCUUCGAGCUGACCAAGGCCAACAUGCAGACGCUGUACGAGCAGAGCGAGUGGGGCUGGAAGGAGCGGGAGAAGCGGGAGGAGCUGCGGGACGAGCGCGCCUGGUACCUGCUGGCCCGCGAGCCCGGCGCCGGCCCCGUCGCCUUCUCCCACUUCCGCUUCGACGUCGAGUGCGGCGACGAGGUCCUGUACUGCUACGAGGUGCAGCUGGAGAGCCGGGUGCGGCGGCGGGGCCUGGGCAAGUUCCUGCUGCAGAUCCUGCAGCUGGUGGCCAACAGCACGCAGAUGAAGAAGGUGAUGCUGACCGUGUUCAAGCACAACCACGGCGCCCUGCAGUUCUUCCGCGAGGCGCUGCAUGGCCGGGGCCGGGCGCCGCGGGCAGGCGGGGCAGGGGCACAGACAGAGGUUCGAGGUGGACGCCACCUCCCCCAGCGUGUCCGGCUGCUGCGGGGACGAUUCCUCCUACGAGAUCCUGAGCCGCAGCACCAGAUUCGGGGACCCCCACCCCGGGGGGGGCCCCUGCGCCGGCUGCUGCCACUGAGCCCCCCCAAAAGCAGCCCCGGCCCGGCCUGGCGGGACCCCGCGGGCGGGUGACAAAACGCCCCUUCCCCCCCCCCCCCCAGCAGCAGCGCGGCUUUUGGGGCGGAAGGGGAUUUUUGCGCUGGAUUCUUAUUUUAAUUUUUAUUUUAUUUUAUUUUUCUUUUUGUGUUUGUUGUUUUUUUUUUUUUUUUGUUUUGUUAUUUUCAGCCGUUCUGUUUGUACGGGAUAAAUAAAAAACGAGGAAACUUUA